AUGUAAAGAGUUGUCGUUCCAGGAUCAACCGGUCCAGUAGCGUUUCACGUGUUGGAUGAAAAGCAAGGAGGUGGGCCAAAUCUUCCAAGUCCCUUUGUUGUCAACAUUAUCAGAUGGAUCCGUAGAACUUUUCGCAACCCCAGAUCUCGUUCUUUGCAACUAUCCGCGUGACUGUGCAUUUUCAGUGUGUCAAAAGUGGAAAGGAAGGAAAGAGAGGCGGAAGGAAGUUUCAGUAUUCCUUUUUUCCCGCGUCGUUUUUGAAUCGUGUCCUUGGCGGGAAAAAACAUGGACACCCGUUUGAAAAUCACUAGGGGCCGCUUUUGUUGACCACAAAGGGCUGAAGAAGGAGGACAGAAAAGGGAAGGAGGAGAAGGAUAUUUGAUUCCCUUCACAACUGGAAGAUGCGGCGGCCUUUGGCUAUCCUCUACUUUCUGUGGACAAUUGUCCUGUCCCAGGGGGAUAUCCCGUCUUCCCAAUCCUCACAAAGAGAGACCUUUGAUGUGCUGCACCAUGGCCACUCUGAUCCUCCCGAAUGUGAGUUCCCAGAAGUUUGGAUAGGGACUUGGUUCCAUCUUGGGUUUCCGCAUCCGCUCAACAUUACAAGAAACGAAAUCACCAGCAAAGGGACUUGCUUUCGGAGGCAAGGAUCUCAUUUUCUGGUCCGAGAGAGACUUGACAACAAUUUUCACGCUGAGGAAGAGCAAGUUCGGUUUUGCUUGAAGUGCAUGCUCAUCAUUGAGAAACACCAAAAUGCAUUGCAAUAUAAAGAAAGCUAUUGCGAACCAUGGAACCCGAUGUUUGCGGAAACUACUUUUGCGGUUUCUACGCUCUGUUCCAGCAUCAUGGCUGAUUCAGCCCUCUUCUAUAUGUUUCGAAUGGGGCCGAACCUCAAGCCGACUGCUUGUCCUUUCGAUGGGACACACACCUUCAGCUAUUCCACCCGCGGGGGCAAAGACAUUUGUGGCCGACCCAGUUCCCACUUGGAGCAAUGCACCGAUCCAACGAGAUUGGUGUUCCAAUUCCAGGCUUGUCCAGAUGUUCUUGGAUCUGAGAGUGCAGAUCAUGAACUGAGUUGCUUGGCCACAUGGAGUGAAGGCUCCUCGCGUUUCCUCGUUGGCCAAUGGCGAUCUCGGCGGAGACACUCGAGCUCUCGAGAGAUGAAUAACUACCAUUGCUUUCGACACGAAAGAAGAUUUGAGAACCAGGAAGUGGUGGUCAAAAUGGCACAAUCCUUCAAAAGCUCCUGUAUGGGCCUGUGGAGUGUGGAGGAAGGAGCGCGAACUUACGAAAUGACGCCAGUUUUGACUGAAUUUGAGGAAUGCGGCCUUCCUUCUUGGAUGACCGUUCAUCGAUCCUGGAAGUCAUUGGAUCAUCGAAUGCGACUCGAAUUCCUCGAUGGCAAUUCUCGGAGGAUGAGAAUCUUCUUGGAUGGCCAGGAAGGGGAAAUGCAAUGUCAUGAUAUAUUCAGUUUGGACCUUCCGACCCUCAGGACCAACGCAGAGUCAGGCUUGGGUGUGAGCGGUGCUUCCAAAGGAGGGCAGGACCCAAGACCAAGAGGCCCACCGUCGUUCCCGGGACAAGACAAUCAGAUGGCUGUGAUAUUAAGGCAUAAGAUGGGAUGUUCAAUGGGCUUCACUUGUCUACACCUUGAGCGCAAGCAUUCCAAUGUGAUUUUCUUCCAAAUGGGGAACAUGUCUCGCCAUGCCUCAGAUGCGUGUUCCAAUUUCUACUUCAACGCUGAAGCUCCCUUUCAUACCCUGAUUGCGGAGCAAGUGAGUGUCGAGUGUCCACUUCAAGGGAAAUUCCAGCAAAUCCCCGUGACACUUCACCAAAGUGUGGACCAUUUUCGUCAUUCCUCGCCAUGUAAAGGUUGGAUGAAGGGUGGAUGUCCACUCUCCAGUAACCUUCAGAUGUUUUCAUGUGAAUUGUCAGACUUGCCUCGAAUAGCGGAUUUUCAAUGCAUUGGCUCGUGGAGCAAUGAAGAGACAGUAGAUGCCUUGAAUGCCACCACGACUCGGCCCACUCCGGUCAGAGAACCCCAACAACAUCUGGUCCUGACCUCCAGUCGAUCGACCAUUUGCAUCUCAUAUUCAAAAGAGGGCUCCACAGUGAAUCUCACGCUCUACAAAGGCCACUGUGAGGCUCAAACCAAGGCUGACAUUCAAAUGAGACACGACGGUCCGUGUCAUGAUGCGCUCAUUGAUUCUUCUGCCAUAUCGAGCUCCCCCCGGGUCUUAGGCCCAAUAUCAAAUUUGGCUAUUUUGGUAAAAAUGCCUAUUGUCACAUUACUGGUUUUUCCUCGAGUGUACCUGUGAUUGCUUCUUGUCUAUCAAACAAGCUCUUAACGUAUUUUAUACUUCAUUCGUCUGAAUAAAGAUCACAAUUGUGUCGAUUAAA
Molecule: messenger RNA, 2397 nt
Organism: Tigriopus californicus
Lineage: Eukaryota; Metazoa; Arthropoda; Copepoda; Harpacticoida; Harpacticidae
Exons: 9
Coding region: 402-2315 (637 amino acids)
Source: RefSeq, a predicted model, not a curated record